This is a messenger RNA of Vanderwaltozyma polyspora DSM 70294, 2274 nucleotides long. It is a transcript of the gene CTF18, whose product is annotated as Ctf18p. Gene Ontology annotation, molecular function: DNA binding; ATP binding; ATP hydrolysis activity. Bases 1 to 2274 code for a protein of 757 amino acids. Gene Ontology annotation, cellular component: nucleus. The transcript has a single exon. NCBI's taxonomy places the organism in Eukaryota, Fungi, Ascomycota, Saccharomycetes, Saccharomycetales, Saccharomycetaceae. The record is from RefSeq and is a predicted model, not a curated record.
AUGGACGGUCUAUCACUAGAUUUAAACUUAGACUUAAAUUUAGAAAAUAGUAUACUAUUCGACAAUAACACAAAUCUAGACCAAUUCGUAGAUUCAAACGGAAAGAAAAUACAGAUAAAGAAAAAACAAUACCUAUACAAUGGCCUAGACAAAAAUAACCUAUGGAAAAAUGAUGAUUCUUAUGGGAUCAAUAUUAAUCGUCUCUUGGAUAAAAUUGAAUCAGAUCGGGACAACAACAGCGAUGAUAUUGAUAAUAAUAAUAACGACGAUAAUAAUGAUAAGCACACCUCAAUCUCUGAUAAUUCUUUAUGGGUCGAAAAAUGGAAACCUACAAAAUUUAUCCAUUUAGUGGGUAACGAACACACAAAUAGAAGAAUCUUAUCCUGGUUGAGACAAUGGACACCCUUAGUCUUCAAAGAGGAAUUACCAAAAAGAACAAUCAAUAACAAUAACAACAACAAUAAUAAUAAUAAUAACGUGGAAUCUUCCGAUUUCUUUCAAAGACCAAAUAAAAAAAUCUUAUUGAUACAUGGUCCUCCAGGUAUCGGUAAAACUUCAAUUUCUCAUAUCAUUGCAAAACAACAAGGUUAUUCAAUUACUGAAAUUAAUGCAAGUGAUGAAAGAUCCGGUUUACAACUAAAAGAAAAAAUCCAUAACAAUAUAUUCAAUAAUAAUUUACUUAAGAGGCCAAUGUGUUUAAUAGCUGAUGAAAUUGACGGAUCAAUUGAAAAUGGUUUUAUUAAAAUUUUAAUUAAUAUCUUGAAAAAUGAUUCAAUUGCAACAGAUUACAUUCAAUCUAAUCAAAUGAACCAUAAAACAAAAGAGUUUAAAAAAAGAUUGAAAAAAUUAUUAUCAAGACCAAUCAUCUGUAUCUGUAAUAACAUUUAUUCUCCAUCUUUAGAAAAAUUGAAACCAUAUUGUGAAAUUAUUUCAUUUAAAAAACCAAAUGAAAAUUCAAUUCUAGAGAGAUUGAAUUUUAUCAUUGACCAUGAAUUUAAAAAAAAUGAUCUACUAUUAGAUAAUGAUUUUUUUUCAGCAAAUAAUUUAAAGGAUUUAAUUUUGACUUCACAAAACGAUAUCAGAAAUUGUAUAAAUAAUUUACAAUUCUUAUCUGUUCAAAUCAAAAAAUGUAAUCCAAACGAUAAAAAAUUAGAUAAAAGUAAUAUCGUAAAAGAUUUUACACAAUCAUGGUUUAAAAUUGUUAAUGAAGUUUUCCAAAAAAAUUCACAAUUGGAUAAUAGAUCACAACUGAUAAACCUAAUGGAAAAGAUUGAAAUGAGUGGUAAUUUCGAUAAAAUUAUUCAAGGUUGUCAUUCGUUAUAUCUUUCUGUAAAGUAUUCGGAUUUUGGUGUAAAUAAACCCUCAGAGAUAUCGGACUGGUUAUACUUCUAUGAUUUGAUGUCAAGUUCGUUAUAUGAAUUAAAUAAUGGUGAAUUAUUGAAAUAUAAUUCAGUGGUUCCUAUGAAAUUUUUUAAUCUAUUUAGUGACGUUGCCAAUAAAAAAGAUCUAAGGAUUGUUAAUGUCGAUUAUGAGCUAAGAGAAUCUAUUAAAUUAAAUAAAGAUAUCUCUAACUUAUUGAUUUCGAAUAUUUCAUUAAAUUCAUCAUUUUUAUCAAAUUUUUUGAACAAUAAUGUAUUAAUGUUUGAAAUUUUACCUUACUUAGAUUUCAUAAUUUCAUCCGAUUAUUCAAAAAUCAGAAAUUUGAAAGUUAAAAAUAUAAUUUUUGAUAAUAUUAUCGAUAUAAUGAAAAAUUAUCAGUUGAAUCUAAUGUACAAUCAUAUUCAAACAAUAUCAAACACAAAAUUUAAUGAUAAUGACUCUAAUUUAAUUGACCUUAAUAAAAAAAUAUUGUCGAUCGAUCCACCAAUUAACAAGAUUGUUAUAAUUGAUUCAAAACGUUCAAAAGAAGUAAUUACCAAAAGACCAAUUUUAUUAAACCUGCUACUGGCAAAAUUUGAAGAAAAUAAAGUUAAAAAAAGACAUUUUGAUAAGGUCUCCGCAUAUAAAUUACAAAAUGAAGAAACCCAGAAUAACAACAAAAAAUUAAAGAAAGAUUCAAACUCAUCAACGAAAAUUAAUGACUUCUUAAAACAAUAUCGUUCAUUGAAAAAGAAUGAAGAUUCAACUUCAAAUAAUAAUAAAAUAUCAAGUGAAAAUGGUGAAAACGAUAAAUCCACACCUAUAGUAGACCAUUCUCGUAUUUGGGUUAAAUAUAAAGAAGGUUUCUCGAAUGCAGUUAGGAAAAAUGUUAAUUGGAAUAGUCUAUGGCAAUAA